This is a messenger RNA of Cinara cedri, 2060 nucleotides long. The record is from the annotation of a GenBank genome assembly. Lineage: Eukaryota; Metazoa; Arthropoda; Insecta; Hemiptera; Aphididae.
GUUGUUCAUGUAUCUUAGUGUUUGCGGUUUGAUACUAAAAUCUAAAUUCAAAUUUAAAAUUUGUUGGUCAUGAUGUUUGUAAUACUAUGAUUUGAGUAAUUACAAAAUUUCAUAUUUAACAUUGGUAAUUGGCAUGUCGUAACUUGUUCGUUUUUAAAGUUUUACAAAUAAAGUUACACAAUAAAUUUAUUUUACAAUGGAUCAAGACACGGCUAUGAAAUUAUAUCUGAAUGGUGCAACAGCUUUUUUCCUGGACGUCCCAUCUGGCAUGGAGUUCGGAAUUGAUAUGAUGUCUUGGGCGACUGGUGAUAAAUUUAAAGGAAUCAAAAUGAUACCUCCAGGUAUACAUUUUAUGUACUACAGGUAAUGUACGUUAAAUGAAUACAAAUUAAUACUUGGGAAAUUUGUAAUUUUAAAUUAUUUUCUUAUGUGUACAGUGCUACUGACAAGUAUGGAAAUACAGCUCCAAGAUGUGGUUUCUUUCACAGUUUUAAGAAAGGUGAAUGUUUGAUAAAAAAAUGGGAUAAGGACAAUGAAAUAUUGGUAGACGACAUACCCAAAGCAGAACUAAUACAAUACAAGACAAAUGUAUUGCAUUAUGAUAAUUGCUUGGGCCCAUAUCCAUACGAAGAACAAGCUAAAUGGAAUGGUUUGUCAUCACUGCUCACUGGUAUUUAAAAACUAAGGGAAAUAUACGGGAAUUAUUUUUGGACAUUAACAAUUGUCUGAAUUUUUUGUUCUAGAGAAUUUGAUAGAUAAAUUAUCUCCUGAAACAAAACUAAUCCAAUCUGCAAUGGAAUUAUUUCCAACGUCGACAAGAGAAAAUACUAAGAAAAGAAGAAAAUGGGGUCCAAUUAGAAGUGAGACUGAUGUUGGAUAUGAACAUUUGCCAAAAUUAGUACCAAAAGAAGAAAAUAAAAUAAGGUAAUUAAAUGAUAUAUAUUACAUUUUAAUUACAUAUAUUUACAUUAUUGUAUUGAUUCAGGUAUACUGAACCUCCCGAAUAUCAUUAUCCACCUGGGGCAUCACUUUCUGAAAUAACUAAAUAUUCACUUGAUACCUCGUACAUACUUCAUCAAAUGAUUGAAAAACAUGAUUGGUUGGUAAAUGGUCAUUAAUUAUUGUAUUAUAAUAUUAAAACACAUUGAUGGAUACUGCUGCUCUAGCAGUAAUAAGAAAAAUGUCUUAUUACAAUCACUCUGUUGUAGCAGUAAUAUUUUCAAUGGUAUCAAAUGAUAGAAGACAUUAGACUGCCACAUUAUGGCAGUUCACACUGUCAAUUUACUUAAAUUUUGGAUGUAUGUUUAGCACUACUGCUAUAACAGUAAAAAUGCCAUUAUUUAUCAAGUGCCCAUCGAUGUGUUAAGUACAUUUUUUUUUUUUUUUUAUAUUAACCAGUAAUUUUUAUUUAUUUUUUCAGUAAAAUAGAUUUAUUAGCUGAACUCCAAUUCUCUUAUAUUUGUUUUCUCCUUGGUUUAAGUUACGAAUCCUUUGAACGUUGGAAAAAGUUAUUUCAAUUAUUUUGUAUGAGUAAAGAUGCAGUUGAGGAAGAUCAAAAUUACUUUGCAAAAUUUUUUGUAGCAAUCCGUUUUCAGUUAGAAACUAUACCAGAGGACUUUUUGGUUGAUAUUGUCGAAAACAAUAAUGUUAUCUAUAAUGGAUUAAAAGAAUUAUUUAGAACAUUAGAAAUUAGUGACUUUUCAUUGGAGGACAAUCUCAAAGAUGGAACAAUUCAAAUAAAGAGAUAUUUGCUACAAAAGUUUGGUUGGGAAUUCAACAAAUUAGAUGAAGAAGAUGAAGAUGAAGCUCCUGUUAUUGUUGACUGUGAAGAAUAUUAAAUAUAAAUUAAAAUUAUACAUAUUUAAGAUCAUAUUUAGUAACAACAUGAAACCAAUUUUAAGUCAUUAAAAUUGUUUUAUAAUUAUUUAAUAUUAAAAAAAUAUUAACAUGAAUAAUGUGUCUUUGAUUAAUAUAGAAAAACAUUUUGACUGUAAGACGUCUAUUUGGCAUAAUCGAAUAAAACUAAAUUGUCCAAGGAAGCCCAAAAACUGUUGAUGUAA